GCAAAAACUGUUACGUGACACGUGCGGGUGUUCUCUUGAUAAACGAGCAGAAAAAAUUGUCCAAUUUCUCUCCUACUUUGAAAUUUCAAUUCCUAAUUUCCCACCGGUCCCCCAAUUAAUCAAUUCUUCACUUACUGUCUUCCUCCUCCUUUCUUCCCCAAUAAACUUGGUUACAUCCGCCCCCUCAAAUCCCUAGCUCACACCACCAUGUCGCCGGACGGUGAUGGAGCCAUCAAUGGCUGCUGCCCUUGCUCCUUUUCCUCCGGCGAGAAUGGUAUCCCCGGAUCCCACGACGACACUUGUAAGCACUGCACAAGAUCCAAAUCUUUGUCAUCUUCUCCCUCUGCUCUUGGCUCUGAUUCUGUUCUCUUAGUGGACUCGAAUAAGUUGCGGAGAAUUUUCGUUGCUUCCGCUAAAGGCUUCUCAAUUGGAGCCGGUCUUAAAGGUGGCUUAGCUCUCUUCUCAAUUAUUGCACGCUUGCUGCGCAAAAAAUCACGGAAAGUUGAGGCGUUUACUAAUAAAGAAGCUAUUUCUUUGGCUAUUAAGGAGACACUUAGAUACGGUCUCUUCCUUGGAACUUUUGCUGGUACAUUUGUUUCGGUAGAUGAAAUUAUUGGUGAACUUGGAGGACAUAACAGGACUGCGAAAUGGAGGGCAUUAGUAGCAGGACUGGUUGCAGGGCCUUCCAUGCUUCUUACUGGGCAUAACACGCAGCAUAAAAGUUUAGCCAUAUACAUACUCAUGCGAGCUGCUGUGUUGGCAUCACGCUGUGGAAUCAAGAGUAAACGGUUUGGGAAGCUGUGUAAACCCCUUACUUGGAAACAUGGUGACAUAUUCCUUAUGUGUCUCUCCUCUUCGCAAAUUUUGUCAUCUUACAUUUUGAAGCAAGACAGUUUGCCCCCAUCAUAUAGGUCCUUUCUCAAUAAACAUGGUGGAAAGGAUCUUGUCAUCUUGCAAGGUGUAAAAGAGAUUGCCUGUGGUCUUCCAUUCACUAAUUUGGAAGCAAUAGAGAAACUUUACAAGGCAUCAGGAGUAGAUGUUAAAUUAGAUCCAAACAUGAAAAUCCCUUGCUCGAUGAUACAUGGGAAUCAAUCAUGCAGUGCACAUGUUAUUUCUUUUUUCACUGAAGGAUAUAAAAGGGCAUUACCAGUAUAUCUUCCAGUUUAUUUAAUUCCUGCGUUAAUAGUUCAUCGUCAAGACCUCUUAAAAAGGCCUUCCACAAUAUUAAGAAAGGGUAUUGUUGGUACUGCCAGAUCAAGCUUAUUUUUGUCUGCUUAUUGCACAUCUGCUUGGUUGUGGACUUGCCUGCUGUUUAGGCUUUUCAGAAGAUGUAACAUACCGAUGGUAGCAAUGGGAACGUUUCCGACAGGUCUGGCCUUGGCCAUUGAGAAGAAAAGUAGACGGAUUGAGAUAUCACUCUACUGCCUUGCACGAGCCAUAGAGAGCUUCUUUACAUGCAUGGCCGAUAUUGGGUACUUGCCACAAUCGACGAAUCUAAAGAGAGCUGAUGUGGUAAUUUUUAGUUUGUCAACAGCAAUCAUAAUGCACUGCUACGCACAGGAGAGGGAAGUGUUUCGCUCCAAGUAUUUAAACGUUCUUGAUUGGGUAUUUGGUGUGCCUCCUCCUCCGUGUGAAACCCCUCGUUGCAAAGACAUUUCCACAGUUUGAUUUGCAGGCUUUGGUGUUUAAGAUAGGUUUAUAGCUGAGUAUUGUCUUCUGAAAGGUCAACAGCAUUUUUUUACACCAUAGGACAGGCAGCACGCAGGUUAGUAAAUUAUUCCCCUGCUGAGGUUUUUAAAUUUCUGUUGAUUUUUUAUAGAAACAAAAGAGUAUAAACAGGAUUUUGAUUAAUAGAUUCCGUGGAGUUUAUAUUCUUUUCA
Gossypium raimondii (Peruvian cotton) is the source of this 1880-nucleotide messenger RNA. RefSeq lists its product as uncharacterized. Bases 208 to 1668 code for a protein of 486 amino acids. The transcript has 8 exons. Lineage: Eukaryota; Viridiplantae; Streptophyta; Magnoliopsida; Malvales; Malvaceae. The record is from RefSeq and is a predicted model, not a curated record.